Humulus lupulus (European hop) is the source of this 1895-nucleotide messenger RNA. RefSeq names its product B3 domain-containing transcription factor VRN1. The coding region runs from base 263 to 1513 and encodes 416 amino acids. Lineage: Eukaryota; Viridiplantae; Streptophyta; Magnoliopsida; Rosales; Cannabaceae. Gene Ontology annotation, molecular function: DNA binding. The record is from RefSeq and is a predicted model, not a curated record. The transcript has 4 exons.
AAAAGAAAAAAAAAACAUUUCAAUUUUAGAAAAUAGAAACGGUGUUUGACUCUGCAAAGUGCAAAGCAGUGAGGAAGAGGGUAACUUAGAUCUGAGAAAGCUAAGAACUCAGUGCCCUGACGGAAAAUGUCUCCACACCUUCCUGAUUUCCAUGUCUAAUUCGACCUUUUCCGUCUGAAUUUUCUUCUGGGUUUUCCUUCAUUUCCAUUCCAACCCAAUCACAAUAAGAUCCCUAAAAGAAGAUAUAUAUACAUAUAUAAUAAUGCAAAGACCUUAUUUUCACAAGCUGAUUGUCUUGUCCAUCAUCCAAGCCAAACAACUGAGGAUCCCGGAUAAUUUUGUCAAGAAAUUCAGGGAUGAGCUUUCAACUGUUGCUACAAUCACUGUUCCUGAUGGUCAUAUAUGGCGUGUAGGAUUGAAGAAAGCUGAUAACAGAAUAUGGUUUCAUGAUGGUUGGCAGGAUUUUGUUGAUCGUUAUGGCAUCCGUCUUGGUUACCUCUUAAUAUUUAGAUAUGAAGGGAAUACAACUUUCAAUGUUUUUAUAUUUAAUUUGACAACAUCCGAGAUCAAUUAUCAAGGAAAUUCUAUGCAUAGCUCUCAAGCCAUUUACAACAAUAGAUAUCAAAUCUUUGAAGAAAUGGAAGAUGAUUCUGAUGAAAUAGUGGGUUUUUCAUCUGGGCGUAUGGCAACUGGUCCUUUGAAAGCUAAGCUUCUUGGUGAACGUGCAGAGCAAAUGACACAAGGCAAGGUUUUCAAUCCCCCAUCUCUACAGAAUUUGUUCAAUGGCUCUAAACUUAACUGCAUAAAUUGGGGCAAUGAAGGGAAUUUGGAUCCAGCAAAGGGUGCUGGCAAUUUCCAAGCACAAAAUCAAUUGACUCAUGGUGUAGGUGUUCAGUUCAAUGUUAUGGAGUCUAAAAAGUCCGGGGGGGAAGUCAAAAUGAACAAUUCUGAAGAAGAAUUGCGAAGGUCUAAAAAAGCUGGGAGGAAAAAGCGAAAAAUUGAUUCUAAUGGGCAGGAGUCUCCCAUCAAACAUGAUGAGACUGAUAUGCGCUUUAGAUUUUAUGAAAGUGCUUCUGCAAGAAAGAGAACUGUGACUGCUGAAGAAAGAGAAAGGGCUAUUAGUUCAGCCAAAACAUUUGAGCCCACAAACCCUUUCUGCAGGGUUGUAUUGCGACCUUCGUAUCUGUACAGGGGAUGUAUAAUGUACUUACCAUCCUGCUUUGCGGAAAAGAACUUAAAUGGAGUUUCCGGAUUCAUCAAACUUCAGACGUCUGAUGGUAGACAAUGGCCUGUUCGGUGCCUUUAUAGAGGAGGUAGAGCUAAACUAAGCCAGGGUUGGUAUGAAUUUUCGUUGGAGAAUAAUUUUGGGGAAGGUGAUGUUUGUGUCUUUGAGAUGCUCAAGAUGAAGGAAGUUGUGCUUAAGGUUACAGUUUUUCGUGUGCUUGAAGAUGCAGGACUCUUGAACCAUCCAUCUCACCACACUGUCAGCAGUAGCAAACUAAUUAGAAAUUGAUGGCUGGUAUAUAAUCAUAUGAUAAACUGUAUCAAAUGAUGCAUGUCCUUUAGGUAUCUGAUUUGUUGAUGUGGAAUCUUGGUGCUGUUCAGUAGUCAGUAUACUCGUCCAAAAUGACUUCAUAGCUUUCUGUUCUUUCUUUCUUUUUCUUUUUUUCAUGGCUAGUCGUUUCGGUACAAAUUUUGUUCAUCGUUAUUAGAUCUGUAAAUAGCUUGUGCAAUCUAGUUGAAUGUCAAACUGGACUCGUUAUUGAUCCUAAUUACAUCUCUCUCUUGAUGUUGGAUUCUGAAGAUUGAACACUAGUUUUUCAUGUCAUUUUGGCUAUGAUACUUGUGUGUCAAUUUUGUAUAUAUAAACAUGUAAAUUGGAACCUUUUCCCUUA